UCAGUUAGUCCACAAAACAACGUUUUCGGGUUCAUUGAAGCACAUAACGAACACAUGAGUCUGUGACGUUUGCCAGAUUCCAAGAAGGCAAAGAAACGUGUUUAUAUAUACGUUUGAGACACAGUAAGCCACUGUCAACAAAGAGUGGCUAAAGUUAGCGCUUUUGAGUACGUAAACAUCCACCGUAUCAAACGUUCUAUUUAGAUUAGGUUAGGUUAAGGGUACUUCAAAGCGACUCGAAAACUAUUCCAUCUGGUAUCGAAUAAAAGUUGACGUUUUCGUAUUACGAGUUGCUGAUCAAAAAUACCCCACGGCACUUAAAGGCAGCACAAGCAUUAAGAAGAAAAGCGACUUUAUUUGCACUUUUCCGCCAAGUUUUGCUUCGCAGCCUUUGCUUUAUUUUAACUUCUCGACGCUUUCACGAUGCACCGCGUUGCUGUUUCUCUGAAUUAUUGAUCACCGGAGACCGGAGCAGACGCCAAGGGAGACCCGCGGACUGCGUGGCAGCUCAUGACCGAGAGAGAGGUUCCCUCGUCCCGCCUGACAAACCGCCGCCGCCGUCCCGUGAGGUUCCACCGGACAACCGAGUAUCGUCCCAUCGUCAGACCGCCUUUCAUGGACAUUCAGUGAGCCUCGACAGACUGCUCCAGUCUGCAUGGGACGGUGAUCCUCCGCGCGGGCUCCCCGGGAGUCAACGAGUGUUUUCGAGGGGGGUUUUGAAGGCAGCGCCGAUCCUGAUUGGCCAACGUGGCCAUCAUUCAUCGUCGCUGCGCCCUCCCGCGUGGUUGACGUUUCGUGCCAAAGCUGGCAGGCCAGCGCGAGACGCAAACGAAAGACAACAAAAGCUCGUGUGGGAGCCCCCCACUAAAUGCAAGCCGUCGGUGUUUUAACAAUUCUCCUCUAACCCGACACACUUCCACACAUGGACCGGAAUCGAACACGAUGACUUUUACGAGGAGAUUGUGACGAAAACAAGGAGCUUGGUUUGCGUUCGUGUGUCUUUCCGUGCUCGAGCAGGCUGUCGUCCCACUCAACUAACAUUCAGGCGCUAUUUCCUGGCACGGCGUCGGCGUGGAGCUGCCACGCGCCCGAGCCCACCGGCACCACGACGGCCCUGGCUUGCAUCCUCCGGUGUCUCUUCUGCCAGCAAGUCCAGCGGAGCUGCAACCCGACCGGACCGGACGCCGGCGAGGAGCUACGGCCCUCGGACAUGGUCAAGAUGACCAAGUCCAAGACUUUCCAGGCCUACCUGCCCAGCUGCCAUCGCACCUACAGCUGCAUCCACUGCAGAGCGCACCUGGCCAACCACGACGAGCUCAUCUCCAAGUCAUUUCAGGGCAGCCAAGGAAGAGCGUAUCUCUUCAACUCCGUGGUGAACGUGGGCUGCGGUCCGGCCGAGGAGCGGGUUCUCCUCACGGGUCUUCACGCCGUGGCCGACAUCUACUGUGAAAACUGCAAAACGACCCUGGGCUGGAAAUAUGAGCACGCCUUUGAGAGCAGUCAGAAGUACAAAGAGGGAAAGUUCAUCAUCGAGCUGGCUCACAUGAUCAAAGACAACGGAUGGGAGUGACUCUCGCGCUCUUGGACGCUCGCUAGUUAAACUGCAACCACAAACUUGCACGCCCUGGACCCAGAGAUGCCCCCAACCAACCUGCCCCUUUUCAUGGUCUUGUGACAUCGCACCGCGGGAGGCAAACCUACUUUAAAGCCACCCAACGCGUCAUCGUGAUCACCGCUCGCCGGACAAUGAAGGACCACUUUUACCUUAGCCGCUAGGCUUUUAGCAUCCAAUUGCAGUUUUGUUUUUGAUUUUCACGUGACACGUUGUUGGCGUCGACACGGUUUUGA
Molecule: messenger RNA, 1848 nt
Organism: Hippocampus comes (tiger tail seahorse)
Lineage: Eukaryota; Metazoa; Chordata; Actinopteri; Syngnathiformes; Syngnathidae
Gene: ypel1
Product: yippee-like 1
Exons: 6
Coding region: 1211-1570 (119 amino acids)
Source: RefSeq, a predicted model, not a curated record